AUGGCACCUAAAUCUUCCUCUGCUACGCCUCCCUGUCGCAAGCCAUCCACCCGCAAGCGCCGUCCACCUGCGAGCAUGUCGCCCGAUGCACCAACAGCUCCACCUGCCAACAACGAUCGGCCUUCGCAGCCAUUUAAGCCCGCCCCGAGAGACGAGGUUCUCUCGGACAGGAUUGUCACUAUUCUCGUCGGCCAGCAGAAGAAGAAAUGGUUAAUCCACGAGAACCUCCUCUCCGCCAAGUCCGAGUUCUUCAGAGCAUCUUUUCGGGGUGGCUUUCAUGAGGGCGAGAGCAGCGUUCUAGAACUGCCUGAGGACGAUCCUCGGGUUUUUGAGCUAUUCAUCGGAUGGGCAUACGCGCAACCCAUCAACAAUCUGAAUGCUUCUCCCAUGAAAAUUUUCUCACAGCCCGACGACAAGAAGACCACCGUCCGCGACUAUCUCAACCUGUACCUCUUUGCAGAUAAGUACAUGAUGGAGGAGUUGCAAAACGAGACCAUUGAUGUUGUCUACGACCACUACAAGCUUUCCUGCAAUGAGCCACAUUCCAAGGACAUUGAGCUCGUCUACAACAACACAACCGCGGGAUCCAAGAUGAGAGAGCUGAUGAUAGUUCACUCCGCCUUCCGACUGUUCUCAGGCUCUGUGGUGGUUCGUUACUGGGGGGAUGUUCUGAAGAGCAACUCGGAAAUUGGACAUGAUCUUAUCUUGAUGAUCGGCAAUUGGAGGUUGAAGUUUGGGCAGAAGAUUGACAAGACCCUGCAGCCCGUGUGCCACUUUCAUGUUCACAAGAAGACCGGGCACUGCACGUCCAUCAAGAAGGAAUAG
Molecule: messenger RNA, 825 nt
Organism: Diaporthe amygdali
Lineage: Eukaryota; Fungi; Ascomycota; Sordariomycetes; Diaporthales; Diaporthaceae
Exons: 2
Coding region: 1-825 (274 amino acids)
Molecular function (GO): protein binding
Source: RefSeq, a predicted model, not a curated record